AUGCCAAACCUUCGGUACAUCUCCUGCACGCGCUGCCAGUGGAAGGGAUUCACCCUCAGAGCCCUCUUCCGCCACAUGCACUCAGCUCAUGGCCAUGAGAAAAACUGGACCUGCGGCUUGGAAGGAUGUAUGAUGACGUACAGAUCCUACUUCACAUACCGCAGGCAUGUGACAAGCAAGCACAGUGGCCUCCUUGGAAGUCACGACUCACGAGCCACCUCUCAAGCCACCCAGAAUGAAGGCAGUGAGGAAACUGGGGAACCCACGGGGGCCGAAAGUACGGUGUCUCUGGACGAUGAUGGCAGUAAUGAAGCUGAUGACAUCAGUAAUGAAGAACAAGAUGCAUCCAGUUCCGUAUGUACAGCAGAUUCUACGAAGCGCCUUGCACUCUUGCUUCUGAAGUGGAAGGAGCAAAUGAGGCUACCAGAGUCCAGCUUGAAUGAAGUUGCAAAUGAUGUCAUACAUUACAUCCAGGACUUAGUUCAGCAAUCUGCAGAUACACCUGAUGCACAGCCACUUACUGACAUCAUUAAGGAGCUGCCUAUUCUACAAACAAAAGGUGGUCGGGAAGACUACUGGAAGAGCACACUGCCUUUUGUACAACCAGCGACGAUGUACCUGGGAAACAACUCAAAGGGAAAGCCAGAUACGUUCCAGUAUGUCAGCAUACUGAAAGUUCUCAAGAUGUAUCUGCAGUCUCCACAGGUUCCACACGUAAGUGUACAACAGGGCAGCGAAGGCCACCUCAAAAGCGUGUUUGAUGGCUCCGCCUUCAAAGGGCACAAAUAUUUUCAAGGCGAUACCAACAAGCUCUGUAUCCAGCUCUACUGUGAUGAAUUUGAAGUCUGUGAUCCCUUGGGUGCCAAAAGAGGAAAACACAAGUUGGUAGUCAUAUACUAUUCACUUCUAAAUGUGCCUGCUGAGUACAGAUCCCUUCUGCAACAUAUCCAUCUAGCUGUGGUUGCUCGGGACAAGCUUGCGGAACGCUAUGGACUGGACCGUAUUCUGGAGCCCCUUGUGAAGGAUGUCACAGAGCUAGAAACAGAAGGCAUAGUCGUGAAUUCUAUACGGUACACUGGGUCAGUGCUGUGUCUCUCAGGCGACAACUUAUCCAGCCACCGUGUGGGGGGAUUUGCAACAAGCUUCAGCCACGGUCGCGUGUGCCGCUUCUGCAUGGCUUUGCACUAUGAACUGUCUGCCAAGCACAAGGAGCAGCAUUUUCACAUGCGGUCUCCUGAAAGCCAUGCAUACCACCUCGACAUGUUGGAAAGAGGGUUGCCUGCACUUUCAUUAUAUGGAGUGAAAAGGCCCUGUGCAUUACCACUUCACGGGUUUGACCCCACAGAGCACCUGCCGCCCGACGUGAUGCAUGAUGUUCACGAAGGCAUCUUGCCAUUCCUCCUGAAGCACGUACUUUCCAAGCUUGUUUCUGACAAAUAUUUCUCCUUGGAAACCUUGAAUGCUUCCAUUGAAAAAUUUGGAUACGACCCAUGUGAUGUGAAAAAUAAGCCCGAGAGUAUACAUCCGACUGUUCUGACAGGCAAGGGCUCGCUGAAAGGGAGUGCCUCUCAGAAGUUCUGCUUAUUCAGGAACAUUGCUCUUUAUGUUGGAGAGUUCAUUCCGCAAGAGAACAGGUUCUGGAGGCUCUACACUAUGUUCCGAGAAGUCGUUGACCUGAUCAUGUGCAGAGACUUGCCACUUGACCACGUUCCUUAUCUCCAUCGCCGCAUCGAGUUUUUCCGGCAAGAAUUCCAGACACUGUUUCCAGAUGUGAGAGUCCCAUGCAAAAUGCAUUACAUACUCCACUACCCCACCUACAUCUAUAAGUAUGGACCACUCAUCCAACUGUGGUCCAUGAGGUUUGAGGGAAAACAUCAAUACUUUAAGGACAUGGCGAGAAAGCUAAAGAAUUUUAAGAACAUAGCUUUCUCAAUGGCACAAAGGCAUCAGCUCUACCAAAUGUACAUGUGGACGCAACCAGACUCCAAAGAUAGUGUAUCCAGCAAGGGCUGCAGGACAACCCCUACAGAGCAAGCACCUGAGGCUAUCCAACUGUAUCUAGCAAGCCAUGGCAUCGAGCAACGUCAGGUUGUUUCCAUGAAGAGCGUGGAGUUCAGUGGCAAGGCUUAUGUCACGGGCUGUGUGCUCACGUCACAAGGGGCUGAUGGUGAAUUACCAGAGUUUUUGGAGGUUUGCGGAAUAUAUUCUGUCAACCGACGCAUCCUCCUGCUUGUUAGGAAGCUUGCAACGAUGGAGUUCAACGACCAUUUGCAUGUUUAUGUUGUCGAACGUAGGGAGGAGACUUUCAUAACAGACAUUUAUUUUGAGCAUGUAUCGGACUUGCUCAAAGUGCACAGGAAGGGAGACAUGUUUGUCAUAAAUCCACGGCAGGCACUUAUAUGA
Molecule: messenger RNA, 2403 nt
Organism: Ornithodoros turicata
Lineage: Eukaryota; Metazoa; Arthropoda; Arachnida; Ixodida; Argasidae
Exons: 1
Coding region: 1-2403 (800 amino acids)
Source: RefSeq, a predicted model, not a curated record